Molecule: messenger RNA, 1038 nt
Organism: Prorocentrum cordatum
Lineage: Eukaryota; Dinophyceae; Prorocentrales; Prorocentraceae
Source: the annotation of a GenBank genome assembly
AGCGUGGCCUGCCGCCGAGCAGCUCAAGGGCGCCCUCGCUUAUGAGCCCCGGCAGGGUGGGCGCGCGGCGUCCCCCCAGGGCUCCGCGCACGGACUCCCGGGGGGGGGGCCCUGGGAAGGAGGGGAUGGCCGCUUUGCUGGUGCACUGGCCAGCUCUGUUCGCUGUCGGGACGAUCUCGCUGAUGUGCUUGGUGGAGCCCGAGACCGCGGCGACCUUCCCGCCCAAGCUGGACCUGAGCGGCGCCCAGGCCCUCGUCGUGGUGAGCUCCCCCACGUCCUGUGCACCACGGUUCCUAUCGUCGUCGGGCUCGUCUGGCUCAAUCUCUUCGUGAGAAGCGCCAUGCUGGAUCCGCAGGAGCAUAUGUCGAUGGUGUGGUGGCUCGUCAACGCCUUCUGGUUCCACAUCGGGUGCGACGUGCUGAGCGGAUAUUACCAGGUGAUGCCCGUGCUGACGGAGCUCUACAUGCACAUGAGUCCCGCGCAUCGGGACGCUCGCUGGAGUCCAUCGCGAGCCCCCCUGGACUCCGCUUACCUGCUGGAGCUCGUCAUCGAGGCGCCGCUCGCGCUGCUGGUGCUGUUUCUGUUCUGGCGCCGGCACCCUGGCCGCUUCUUGCUGGAGGUCUGCGCCGCCAGCGUCCAGUUGGCAGGGACAGUGAUGUACUAUGCUCCCGCGGUGGCCAAGGGCGAGACGCACUGCUGGCUCUCCUGGGCCGAUCGGUCGUGUGGCUCCGUGUGGAUCGUCUUCCCGACGCUGCUGGUCGUGCGGCACGUGCUCGGCGCGGGGGAGAAGCUCAAGAGAUCUUGAGCUCGCAGAGCGAGCAGCUCGCGGGGCUUGGGCGGAGGCACGGCAGAUGUGGAGCUGUCCUGGCAGGACGGGUGCAGCGUCGCGGUGGGGACACUGCGGGCACGCGGCGUCCAGUGCUGGUGUAUAUCGGCUUCGCGUCCACUUCCAUCUCUCCGCCCCUGUGUCUCUCUCUGCGUUUCCUUCGCGCGCUCCGUCCUUCCUGGCUUCCUCUGUCUCUCUCUGGUUCUCCUCCC